This is a messenger RNA of Strongylus vulgaris, 561 nucleotides long. Lineage: Eukaryota; Metazoa; Nematoda; Chromadorea; Rhabditida; Strongylidae. The record is from the annotation of a GenBank genome assembly.
AUGGAAAGGGCUAGACGAAAAGAUGCUCGACAGGUGUUUAUUUUAAUCUCUGAUGGACAUGGGCAAGAAUAUUGGAAUGUUGUACAGGCUACAGGAAAACGUCUGCAGGAAACCAAUGCUGAGCUGUUUGCAGUAUCCGCUAGUCGAGACUAUAACGAAGCUGAACUCUUAAUUUAUGUUGGUGAUAAGAGUCGAGUUUUUGUAGGGCCGAAGUAUACCAGUUUUCUUCCAACAAUCACCUCUUAUGUGAAAGACUGCAUUAUUCAUGGCGACAAAUCGUUUGUGGAAAUGCCAUUGAAGCCUUCAUCAGCAAAGUUCGAGGGGACAGCUGCCACGGAAGUUGAACCCAUUUUGCCCGUUACCGACGAAUUCGAGGAUGAAGAGCAAGUUAUUGACGGAGUAACUGAAGAAAGUCCGUCUGAGAGAUCAGCUGCUAGGUUAAGGGAUAUUGCGCAGGCUUCAUCAUGUGAUAUUGACCUUCUGUUUAUAAUUGACAGUGCUGAAUGCCUUGAAGAGGAUUUCAAGAAGGAAAUCGCGGAAAAAUACGUACUGGAGCUGUGA